This is a messenger RNA of Arabidopsis lyrata subsp. lyrata, 300 nucleotides long. RefSeq lists its product as uncharacterized. Lineage: Eukaryota; Viridiplantae; Streptophyta; Magnoliopsida; Brassicales; Brassicaceae. The transcript is spliced from 3 exons. The record is from RefSeq and is a predicted model, not a curated record. The coding region runs from base 1 to 285 and encodes 94 amino acids.
AUGCGUUUCCAGGGCAGUGGUGGUGCAGACCACUUAGCUCCUUUCUCCCUCCCUCCCUCUCUCUCUCUCUCUCAAUCGAAAUCUCUUUCUCUCUGCUCUGCUUCUCGAGAUGUAUUUUUUAAUGAGGAGGAGGCGAUGUGUGGGAAGCAGUGCAUUUAUAGAGAGAGAGAUGGAGACCGAACCGUAUUUUUUUGUCUGUUCCGUUCGUCACGUGACUGGCCGGUGAAGACGCUUGUUUCUGGCCUUUCUAAAAAAAAUCUCUGGUUCUCAAAACAAGGAAUCUAAUGUUAAGAAGAAGAA